CGGCUGGUUGGGAGAGGCGAAAGCAUCGGGGCGGAUGUCCACUUCACUUUUCCCCGGGUGUUGUCUGUCUCCCCGGCGCACACUCACGGCUGCUUCCAUCUAUCCAUGCAGUUCACUUCAUUGUACUGACUGUGCUCAUCAAUUAGGCAAGAAUUAAGCCGUUUUAGAUGUAAUAUUGUCUUUUAGCGCUUCGAAGAGGAUUGUAACCUGCGGAACGAGGCGCAGAUAAGUUUUGAGUGCGGGAAAGCGGAGAGAAACGAAACACAGCCAUGCCCUCAGUGAUGGAGCGCUCGGGGUCCGGGGUCCUGUCCAGGAGCAGAGCAAAGACUGUAACCAACGGCAACAGCCAACCACACUCUGAAGAAGAGAGCAGUGAUGAAGAGCAUGCUCAUGACAGUAUGAUCAGAGUGGGGGGAGACUACCAGGCUCAGAUCCCAGAGUUCAAACCAGACAGUCCAACCCGCUGCAAUGAGAAGGAUGAGAGGAGCAUGUUGGUCUGGCGUCCCAACAGUCAGCUUUCUGAUGCAAUGUUGGACGAGUACAUACUGAUGGCUAAAGAGAAACAUGGAUACAACAUGGAGCAGGCUCUGGGCAUGUUAUUAUGGCACAAACACGAUGUGGAGCGCUCGCUUGCUGACCUGGCCAACUUCACCCCGUUCCCAGACGAGUGGACAGUGGAGGACAAAGUGCUGUUUGAGCAGGCCUUCAGCUUCCACGGCAAGAGCUUCCACCGCAUCCAGCAGAUGCUUCCAGACAAGCUGAUCGCCAGCCUUGUGAAGUACUACUACAGCUGGAAGAAGACCAGGACCAGGACCUCUGUCAUGGACCGACAGGCCAGGAGGCUGGUCAGCAAGAGAGAGAAAGAUGACAGUAAUGAUGAGAUUGAGGAAGGAGACCCUGGCAGUGACAGCGACUUUGAGAUUGACGCCAAGAAAGAGGCAGUGAAACAGAACCCCAACAGUGCCAACUCUAACAAGGCCACCCCCAGUCGCUCUGGGCCGGUGAAGAAGGAAAGUAUCGGAGCUCAGUACCGCCACCACCCGCUCAGAGCCCGCCGCAGGCCACCUAAAGGCAUGUACCUGGAGCAGGGAGACAUCAUGUCGGUGUCAGCCUCCCACAACGCCGGGGUGCUAACUAUACAACAGCUGGACACACAGUUGGUGUCACUCAAGAGACAGGUCCAGUCUAUUAAACAGAACAACAGUAGUUUGAAACAGAGCUUAAAUGAAGGUGUUAACACUUUCAAACCAGCUGAGCCUGUCCCUAAGAUGAACUCUCGUUGGACCACAGAGGAGCAGCUCCUGGCUGUGCAGGCUAUCCGUCGCUAUGGUAAAGACUUUGCAGCCAUUGCUGAGGUGAUCGGGACCAAGACACAAGCUCAGGUGAGUUCCUUCUUCGUGAGCUACCGCCGCAGGUUCAACCUGGACGAGGUGCUGAGGGAGUGGGCGGCCGAGCAGGUGGCCACCAGCCGAGACCAGAGAGACCUCAGGAGGAGCAGCGAGGAGAUGGCAGCCGCUACAGAUGGAGCUGCCGAGGAGGACGAGGUCAAAAUGGAGGACUCCCCCUCGGACGCCGCCAGCGGCUCCUCUCCUCCCUCCUCCACCCAGACCCCCUCCUCCCUCUCCCAGCCUCCUCCACUGCUGCGCCCUGCACCUCCGUCGGCUCCCCCCAGCCUCCUCCGUCAGCCUCCUCCUCUGCAGACACGCCCGCUCCAGAACAGAGCACCCCACAACCACCCUCCCCCUCCGCUCAUCCGACCCGCAGUCACCACCUCGUCCUCCACCGGGAGCUCCAGCCUCAGGGCUUCUCCUCCCAGCUCCUCCUCUGCUGCAGGGCAGCUCCCUCCAUCGCUGGUCGGGCUCAAAGUGGAGCAGCCCAACUCGCACUGA
This is a messenger RNA of Sander lucioperca (pikeperch), 1889 nucleotides long. It is a transcript of the gene rcor2, whose product is annotated as REST corepressor 2. Lineage: Eukaryota; Metazoa; Chordata; Actinopteri; Perciformes; Percidae. Gene Ontology annotation, biological process: regulation of transcription by RNA polymerase II; negative regulation of DNA-templated transcription. The record is from RefSeq and is a predicted model, not a curated record. Gene Ontology annotation, molecular function: transcription corepressor activity. Bases 270 to 1889 code for a protein of 539 amino acids. The transcript has 14 exons. Gene Ontology annotation, cellular component: transcription regulator complex; histone deacetylase complex.